AUGCCUCGCACCAUCCUCUACGUUCGCGGUUUCCACCCCUCUACUCGCGCUCGUGAUCUGGCUUAUGAGUUUGAACGGUUUGGUCCUCUCUCCUCUGCAGUCGCAAAACGAAAAUAUCGUCAUGGCUCGCUUUUUUUCGCCCAUUACCUGCGUUUGGCGGCUUCGUCGUCCCGCGAUCCGGGUUCAGUACUAGCACCUAUAACGCCGCUUAAGCGAGCGAUGCAAAUUCGACAUAUGUCGUGCGCGAGUCGAGGGCGAGUUUGCUUCGGACCUCGUUUCCAUACGAUACGAACUAGUACCUUUUUUUCCGCGCGCGUGUCUUUUCGAGAACUUCACCUACUACGCUUCCCGCUUUACCCCGAAUACGAACUUCGCACUCAACGAAACUCCCUUCGAUCGAUCAUUAGUUAUGCGUUCGUGGAAUUCCGCAGUUCCAGGGAUGCUGCAACGGCUUUUGAUGAUAUGCAUGGAAGAUAUUUUGAAGGCUCCCGCUUGACUGUUGAGUGGGCUAAAAGGCUUCCAUCCUCUAUGUGGCGCAGCGGUGCUCGUUCCCCGCGUCGCAGUGGUGGUCGUUAUGGCCGGUAUCGUUCUCGCAGUCCCCGCAGGGACCGUGAUUACGAUAAGGACGAUCGUCGCGGCCGGAGCAGGAGUCGCAGUCGGGACCGUAGGGACCGCGACGACCGCGAUGACCGCGAUGACCGCGAUGAUCGCGACGAUGACAGAGAAGACCACAAGGAGAGACAUCGCAGCGACAGCCGUGACAGGAAGAGGAGCUACAGUAGGGAGGACAGGUCUGACAGAGCUCGCACCCCGCCACCUCCUGCUGCCGAUGAAGAUAUGAGAAAAGAGAAUGGCGUAGAAAUUGACAACGCCCCUGCUCUCUCUGAAGCUUAA
This is a messenger RNA of Fomitiporia mediterranea MF3/22, 894 nucleotides long. RefSeq lists its product as uncharacterized. NCBI's taxonomy places the organism in Eukaryota, Fungi, Basidiomycota, Agaricomycetes, Hymenochaetales, Hymenochaetaceae. The transcript has 5 exons. Gene Ontology annotation, cellular component: nuclear speck. Gene Ontology annotation, biological process: mRNA splicing, via spliceosome. The record is from RefSeq and is a predicted model, not a curated record. Gene Ontology annotation, molecular function: RNA binding. Bases 1 to 894 code for a protein of 297 amino acids.